CUUACUACGAAAAUGCACACACGACGACACACACCAUAUACUACUCUGGUUAGCUAGGCGCCGCGCGCCGCGCGCUCGGAUCGUAAAUUUGCUACGAGAUAUUUUAUAUGCACAAUUAAUGUACUGCACUCGAAGUCGACGAAAUUUUUGUACGAGAUUAUUUUGAGAGGUGCGCAGAAAGUCGUCCAAAAAUGCUGAGAUAAAGCUCUGGAAUAACGUUUAUUUUUUGCAGAAGUGAGAAGGAUAUUGUGUCCCCAGUCUUGUUGAAUUCUGCUGUAUCAGAUUCAUCAUAAAGUUGGAAAUAUGUCCACCCACGGCGCCCAGACACAUCAAAGACCGACUCGGAGAAACGCCUCGCCAAGAGCAGGCCCGCAGCCGAUCAGGGCCACUUUACCAUUCACAUUGCGACAUGGACAAGGGAGUCCUACACGGCCUAGUGGACGGAGAUCAAGCCCAGGUCCGGCUUCAUCUCCUACACAACCUUGGUCCUCACCAAAUGGCAAUGAACAACACAAAACCAAACAUAGAACAUCACCUGAGAGGAGCCCAAGUUCUCCUGGUUUCAAAGUUGAGAAGCCUAAAGCAGUGCGGGCCAGUCCAGCACCGCAAAUCCGCAGGACAAGUUCCCUUGAUACAAUAGCAGGACCCUACCUCACUGGCCACUGGCCACGAUCAGAACCAUAUACCUCAUACAACGGACUCUACGGUCCUAACCAAAAACAUCAGUGGACUCAGGUAAGAUGUACAGCAUUUACAAGUAGAAUGAGCUCUGGGAAACUAAAAGUAGCUUUGACAAGAGAAACAAUAUGAUUCUUGAAAAUAACUGUAAGGAAAUCAUACUUUUGCAAUUUUUUUAUACAGAGUGAUCAAGGAAUAGCCGACACUAAUUUGUUAUUUCUACUCUGGUUUGUUUCGAUUCUCUGUAAAGACAAAUUUGCUGUUUCCAAGUAGGAAAACAUAAAAAGGCAAAAAAGGAAUUUGAAAGGAUUGGAAACCUAAUUGGUCCGAAAACUAUAUUAUAUUUUCCCAAACCUAAGCUGUUAAUAGCCUUUCAAGGUCAUUCACAUGUAACAGGCAUUUAAUUACAUGUGUGGAAACUUCAAAUGUCAGAAUGUGUAUAACCCUGUAAGCUGGGCUUUGAUAGGAUUGGAAGAUCGGAGCGAUACCCUUGGAUAAUUCUCUCAUUUCAAGUUGAUGUAGUUCAUGCGAGCCGCCAUCUUGGAUUAUAAUAACAAUGGAAACAAAAUGCCUACGUUAUAAUCCAAAAUGGCAGCUCGCAUAUUUUACCUCGUCUCUUAGACUAAUAUUAUUAAUUUCAAAGUCAUGAAAAUACACUUACAUAUAAUAUCAACAAACAUGGUCUACAACAACUCCAAAGGACAAAAUAAUCCCAGCUAUUCCUUUUUUAAAGUAUAUAUGAUAGCCCCAAACUUGAAAAUUGUCAGCAUUUUUUUUCCUUUUUUUUCCUACUGAUUAUUUUCCGAUCAUUUUCAUUGAUCAGCGAUCAGAAUUUAUUAUCCAAUUUCACCAGAUCAGCCCCCGAUCCGAGUAUUGGUUACAGGCUAAAUAAGCUAGUUGAUUAAUGUGAUUCAUGAUUCAGAAAAGUAAAUUAAACCUACAUGUUUGGCGAAUACAUGUUCAGUUGUGUUAGUCCAUCCAUUUUGUAUUUAUAAAAAAAAAAA
This is a messenger RNA of Strongylocentrotus purpuratus (purple sea urchin), 1682 nucleotides long. Its product is annotated as glucocorticoid-induced transcript 1 protein-like. The record is from RefSeq and is a predicted model, not a curated record. NCBI's taxonomy places the organism in Eukaryota, Metazoa, Echinodermata, Echinoidea, Camarodonta, Strongylocentrotidae. The coding region runs from base 304 to 810 and encodes 168 amino acids. The transcript has 2 exons.